This is a messenger RNA of Acanthaster planci (crown-of-thorns starfish), 6144 nucleotides long. RefSeq lists its product as uncharacterized. The record is from RefSeq and is a predicted model, not a curated record. NCBI's taxonomy places the organism in Eukaryota, Metazoa, Echinodermata, Asteroidea, Valvatida, Acanthasteridae. Gene Ontology annotation, biological process: chromatin remodeling; regulation of transcription by RNA polymerase II. Gene Ontology annotation, molecular function: RNA polymerase II cis-regulatory region sequence-specific DNA binding; DNA-binding transcription factor activity, RNA polymerase II-specific.
ACAAAACCCUGACAGAGAAAUUUAUCUCGACUGUAGCCCUGCCCACAUUGACCAUUUUUCAUAUUUGCUCACUUCAAGCUGGAGUUUGUGGAAAAUUUACAAUGGUAUUAUGCUUUUGCUGAUGCACCAGUACUGGUUAAACACAAUUAGGCUAGUUAUUUAAGUGUUUGUAAUUGAGCACAAUUUCCUGCAGUACCUGUAACAAAAUGUGGGAGAGAAGACUGAAACGACCUUUUAAAACUUCAGAAUAAAAUAUCGUAUAUUUGUUUCUGCUCACCAAAUUAAAGUUAGUGUGAAUGCUGCCUGUUUUAUCCAUUCGGAGAUGGAAAGUAUACCAGUGGUUAAAAAAGCCCAUCAAUUAUUUACGUAUGCCAUGCAUGCCUGAGAAACAGCCAUUAAGUUUAAAGAGAGAAGUAAUGACCGAGGGUUUCGUUUUGUUUAAGUGAAAACAUAUAAUGGGAGUUCAAAGACAAACUGAAAAGUAAGGGGUAGAUACCAAAGCGUGUCUUCCUAAUAGUCGUGUUUGGGACUCGUUGUAGACGGCUUACACCAGCGCUCGCUGCUGGUUAUGCUUUCUGUUAUCGAUGAGGCUUUAGUCUUUCGCGUGCGGGUGAAAUGAAAAAUACCUGCCCCCGGCCCAUCGAAAAAAAAAGAAUGACAUUGAAUAAGGAAUAACAAACAUCUUAUGCACAUGCUUCAAUUAAUUUUUUAAAAGGACAAAUGAACUAUACAUGCCGAAGAAUAUUUCAAAAGUGAUCUAACAACAAAAAAAGAACAAAAGAAAAAACAAAAAACGUUAUGAAAAUUACACCAAAAUAGUGAAAGUAUAUCCUGCAACAAGAAAACAACCAGACAAACAUACGACAGCACCCAACAUUAUUAAAAUUCAUAAAUUUAUAACAAGUAAGACUUGUCGAGUUAUGUGGAUGGUCCAUAUCUUUGAUUCUCUAGAUUAAUUUCUUCAGGGAAUAAUUUAUAAAAAUGAAGAUACCAUACCUCACCUCCUCUCGGGGAUGAAACAGUGUUGACGACGGCGGAGGUCGGAAACUGGUUUGUAAAUAAAAUCUCUUUUACUGUUUGGUUAUUUUAAAAUUGCUUAAUUGAAAUUUUACAUUACCUUGAAUGAUUUAGGAACAGAUAUGUUUGUGUGCAAUCUCUAAAUGAUGUUAUAGGAAAAAUGUCACUUGGUUUUUUACACAACAUUAAACAUUUUAUACAGGCCUAAAUGUACAUGUUUUAUAAUUUGACUUCUACUCCAGAAGAAAGGGCUGGAAACAAAUCAUUUGUCACCAUUUGUAAUUGUGAAAGCUACUGAUGUAAUUGCAGAUUGACACGAAAUUUUAAUCUUUGUGGUGUCCCUUUAAUCAGGGUGUUGACAUUGUUGACGCUCAGCCACCCGAACACAAUACAUAUACUACACUAUAGCAUAAUGUAAUCUGUCUUUAACGGAAACUACCACAGAUAAAGUCGACCUUCGGUACUGAACCUGUCGGCUGUGAUGCUGGUGGACAGAGUAGGCAUGGGACUCGGCGUAAUAUUAAGAUAUUUAUCUCUGCCCUUACUCAAUAAUGGAUUGUAUUAAUGUAGAUAUUACUGGCGGCGUGUUUGCCAUGUAUUUUUGAUGGUAUUAUUGUUGUCGCGUGACAACUUGCUCAUGGAUUUAUCACUAAUCCCAUCUGCACGCACAUGAUUCCCUCAUCUAGUAUCCAUACGCAUUUCAUUUAAGUCUUUUAAAUUGUCUGCUGAAAGCAUACUGCAGUCUUGUAUUCCUUUACAGUUAGUAGUGUCCACCUUGUACGAAACAAUGGCUAAUAAUUCAAUGUCUUGUGAUUAAAUAAUCAAUUAAGAAGGUAGUUCUAUUUUGUACGCGGAUGAAUACAAGGCGAGUCCAGUGCGUUAAUCCAUAAUCCCUUUCCGCUGAGCCGACCGAGUGUCGCACAAAGCCGCACAGAUGUCUAAAUCUCACGCUGGAAUUCACGCUGCACAUCUUCGUUUUCGACACUGCUGCCCGGAUGAAUCAUAUGGUAGCAGUUUUCCCGUCUGAACUGGAAUUUUGCGGACAUUUUCGGACCGUUUCUGAGGUGGAAACGGGUCUUGUUUUGAUGCCUAAUCGGCUCAGGUCAUGGAUCUGCAGGAGCAAGCAGCAUCAGUACAUGGCAGCAUGCAGGAUCUAGCUGAGGCUUGGGUUGCAGCCAACGCAGAAACCAGCUUCAGGCGAAAUCAGCAAGAGACAGUUGGGCCGGCUGCCUCCUUCCCAGAAGACCCCUCGACGUCAGACACUUGCCAAGAUGUCAUUGCCAUUCCACCUGCUCCAGAGGACCAGAAGUUGCCCUCGGUGUCCGGCCAGUGUCAGGCCCCAGCUGCCAGGACCUCAGUGGUUUCUGCAUCGCGCAAGCGUAAGCAGGCCAGCCCCCAGCCCUGCCGAGAGGCUGUUGAUUUGGUGGGCACACCACCACCGGCCAAGACUGCUGUGAAAGAAAAGAUUACUCACGAAGCCAAACAUGGUAAAAUGCUGCCAGUCCACUGUUCUGUCGAGACGGUAGACCUCCCCUCCACCAAAGAGAAGGAGAGUGUGGUGGAGGGCUAUGCCAUUGUGCCCAGUACCUUGCUUCUGAAGGAGCUGGUACGAGUUGCCUUGAUCAAACUGGACUACACCAAGGACCAGAUCCGAAAUGCUACAGGUGUCAUUCAGGUGCAGAAUUGGAAGGCCCUUCCUUUCAGCAUGAUCACCGAUGACCCCCAGGCUACUGUCGGCCAGAUACUGGGGGACCUUCUCUCCUACAUCACACUCAAGAUUAAAAUAGCUAGCAGUCGCACUGCCCAUUUCCGCACUCCCUCCUCUGCCCCCUCCUCCUCUACCCCCAAUCCUACCCCUUCCCAAUCUCCCCUCCAGCAGCUUGGGUUGCAGCCCACCCUGCUAGGCUUCCCCCUGAAGAAGUCGUCGGCAGUGGCAGGCCAGGAGACGCUGGGAUCCCGGGGCGCCCAGGAGAUCCGCCUUAAGCUGCUGCAGCUGUUGGAGAAACGUGGCCCGACGAUGCUGGUCAGUCAUGGCUGCCCCUUCUCCCAGGGCACUGUGCUUGCUAUCCUCCAGGGCAAGUACACCAAACUUAUCCAGCCGGAGAAAUUGCAGUCCUUUUACCAGUGGUACAACAUCUACAAUGGUCUGAUGGACAACACGUUGGUGUCUGCCGAGAAGCUGGACAGUGUGCUGCCAGUCAAGCCCAGCUCUCGCCAUUGGCGACGGCCCCGGACACUGUUUGACCAGCGCUAUGAGCUGCCCCGGCUGAUGAGCUGGUACCGCAUGAACCCCCGACCCAGCCGAGCUGAGCUGGAGAUCUACUUGGCCGAGCUGAACUCGUCGGAAAGGCGCCGCAACUCCCACCCGCUCCAGUACUCCUCCAUUGCCAUCUGGUUUAAGAACGCCCGGGCCAAGUACCGCGGUGCGCGUGGCUUGAGCCCGGACUCACCUGAGGCAGAGCGAGCCCCUCGCACUGGCAAGGCGCCAGUGGGCCGUAUUGCUGAGAUGGGCGAGCGGAGGCGCGAGGCCGGCAAUGGCCCCCGGCAGACUUACAUCCAGCUGGGUCACUCAAAGGUCAAGACCGAGGGCAGGUCAAGAUUAGCCAACCAAAUUCGUUCACCUCAGAAGUCAGCCGAUCCUAUCAUGAGGGCUGACUCCAGAGGCAUGACUUGUAUCAGGACUAGCCUGAGCAAUGGCCACAUUAGCACAAACAACCAUGCAGGCACCUUGUUAUCAACUCCUGAUGUUUCCUCACUAAGAAUCAUGUCCAAAGUAGUCAGCAACAGCAGUGGUGUUGAGCAGGCAGCCAUCACAACGCCCUCAAGCAGUGCCGCUGCUUCGCCUCAAGUGACAGACAUUCGCAAGAUCGCAUCGGGGUUUGGCAUCAUGCUGUCGCCUGCCGUGCAAGACGUCGUAGCCACUGAGCGCAAACUCCAGCCUGUGGAGAACAUCAAAACUGAGGAGCCUGCCCAAAGUAGCACGAUGGCUGCAUCCCCACAUGACCCCAGCACUGUGCUGAAUCUGUCCAACUCCAAAGCAGCCGCAUCCACUGGCAAUUCCACCCCUGCCACCACCCAUCCCACUUCUGCCACCACUCUCGUCGUCCCUUCAAUCAGCAUGGCUCCUUCGAACAGCAUGACCUCUAUUCGAGUGCCGACAACCACCAUGGUGCACAACAGCAUGUCAAAUGGACCCACGCCGUCACAAAGCAAGCACGCUUCCCUCACGGACACUCAGCGGGGGCUGAGCAUCCCCCAGCAGAACAGCACGCAGAAAAACCUUGGCAACCGCCCAACCCGGAAGCGGUUCAACAUCCACCCAAGCCUUGAGGUGCCGAAGCUGCAAGCCUGGUUCUGCAUCAACCCCAAACCGGACCGCCACACCAUCGAACAGUUUGUGGCCGAGCUGAACCGAACGGAGUUUCGCAAGAACCAACCCAAGUAUGACAGCAGGAUUGUGUACGUGUGGUUUAAGAAUGCCCGCGCCAAGUACUCAAGACAGAAAAUUAAAGAAGGGGAAGAGAGCAAUGCUGACACCUCCAACUUGACCCUGACAUACUCCAAAGUCAUCCAGUUGUAGUAACUGACUUGCAGAAUUGUCAACAUUGCAAAUGCUGAAAGUACUACCUUUACUAAUGUGAUGCAUUUAAACCUUGUUAUUAUUUUAGUUUGGAUGCACCAUGAAAAAUGACUAAGUCCUUAAUGAGGGGUCAGAGAACAUGAUUUGUGUGGGAUUUUCUCAUUUUAAAUGUACAUGUAAAAACUGUCGUUUUAAUUGGAAAAAAAACAUAAUAGUUCAAAAACAAAAAGGUACAGCCUAUUAUUUACAUGGACAUGUAGCUCCUUGUGAAGGGCAAUGCUGCAUUAAGAUUGUUCAUUAAAUUUGAAUCCAUGUUGUUAAAAUGGUAGGGAAGUUCAAAUCUUUGAACAACUUGGAAAAAAAUCACACAUUCAUUACACUGUGCUGAACACAGUAAUUCUAAUUAAUUUUUUUUAAGAUACCACUGUUGAUGUGCAGGUAGUGAUUUGGUCUAUUGCAGAUCUUUGAGAUUAUGAAACUUUUACUUUGGGCAUACAUGUACAUUGACAAGAAGUUGGUUUCUUGUUCAUAGAGUGUUCUUUAAACAAUUUAUCAAUGAUUCCAUCAUGUAGAAUUAUUCCAGAGUUUGAUUUACAUGAGUUUAGUGUUAUUGAUGUUAUUCUGUUUUAUGUAGCAAUUCCUGUAAACAGUAUGCCAAAUUUUUUUGUCACCAUCUACUCGAUGACAAUAGUUAUGUGUUUCACCUAAUGGAAGUUGUACAAUAUGUAUUUAAUAGACUUCUUAGAAAUCAUGUCUCAUUAAAUGAAAUUUACUGGUACAUCUCACGUAAGAUACAUGGUAUUUAUGAAAAUGCAAAUUUAUAGAUUACUACUAGAAUAGUACACUUGUACAAAUUAAUUUCAAAACUUUUGAAUUGUACAAAAUUUCACAUUAUUUAUUUAUCACUGUGCCUUUUUUAUUAUGAAAAUCAUGUCUGGAUGUCCUGUGAUACGGUUAUUAAUUGGAAUCGCUUUGUGUCAAAUUUGUAUUUGAUUAUUUAUCUUAAAUCUGAACCCAUGUGAUCAACUUAUAUUUAAAUUGAAAAAUGUACUUAUACAUGCCAUCAUGUUUUAUUAAUGUUCAAAGACAGGACAUCUGUCAAAAUAUAUUUUUUAAUUUAUUCUCGAUGGGAAUGUGCAUGUAUGUAUCCUUUGACAUGCUCUUUUCAAAGAGGUCACUCUGACAGACCAGAAAUGCAUUGUCCCACUUUGCAGAAGACAAAGUCUUGUGGCAAAAUUGCCACAGCUUUGUCUGCUUGAUAGACCGAAGGUUUUAUCAGUCAAAAGGCUCCAUAGUCUAAAUACAAAAAUCUCACUCAUUGUAUGCCAAUUAUGUAGGAAAAUUGUAACCACGUGUACAACGCCAACAGAUGCAUGUGCGUGCGAUGUGCAAAUGUUUUACACUCAUGCGCGUACUGAUCCAAAUAUCUUUGAAACCGGCGCAGCCUAUAGGUGAAAUGAAAAUGACAUAGCUGGCAUUGUGCCCUUUGAGGAUUUUUGUAGAGUAUGCAAAUGUAGGGGGUGUAACUAAUAAAAGAAAUUUGUACA